This is a messenger RNA of Myotis brandtii (Brandt's bat), 540 nucleotides long. RefSeq names its product defensin, beta 112 (gene DEFB112). Lineage: Eukaryota; Metazoa; Chordata; Mammalia; Chiroptera; Vespertilionidae. The record is from RefSeq and is a predicted model, not a curated record. Bases 1 to 540 code for a protein of 179 amino acids. The transcript is spliced from 4 exons. Gene Ontology annotation, biological process: innate immune response. Gene Ontology annotation, cellular component: extracellular region.
AUGGCCCUGCUCACACUGCUGCCAGCAUCGGAGCCACACUCAUACCUGCUGCCAGAGUCCAGCGCUGGUCCUGAUUGCUCGGCGCUGUCAGCAGGAAGUUUUGAGCAUAGAAAAGGCAUUAAACGCUCCUUCUUAGCUGACUCCUCCACUUUCAAAGAGGUCAUUGAGAUGCAUAAAAGACUAUUACAGAUUUUGGAAAACAUUUUUGUGUUCUGGGGACCACAGUGUUUCAUGGGCUCUGGCCAACCUGUUAGCAAUUCCAUGCCAGGAGCAGUAACAUGUAGAAAGAAGUUUGAGAAAUUAUACUCAGAGAUACGUAAUCCUUCCACAAUAUUUGAAAAGGCACAAAAUCAUGCAGGUAAAAUAAACACAGCUUCAAGUAAAGAGGACCAUUUUGUUUUUAAUCGUUCAGAGAUAUGUGUAAAGCUAAGUGGCCAAUGUAAAAAGAAGUGUGGUGAAAAAGAAUUUAGGAUGGUAUAUUGUGUAAUACCUACAGUUUUCUGCUGCAUAAGAGAAUGUGAACCUGGGGAGUACUACUAA